Baudoinia panamericana UAMH 10762 is the source of this 3408-nucleotide messenger RNA. RefSeq lists its product as uncharacterized. Gene Ontology annotation, molecular function: DNA-binding transcription factor activity, RNA polymerase II-specific; DNA binding. Lineage: Eukaryota; Fungi; Ascomycota; Dothideomycetes; Mycosphaerellales; Teratosphaeriaceae. Gene Ontology annotation, cellular component: RSC-type complex; nucleus. The transcript is spliced from 2 exons. The coding region runs from base 409 to 2958 and encodes 849 amino acids. Gene Ontology annotation, biological process: regulation of transcription by RNA polymerase II. The record is from RefSeq and is a predicted model, not a curated record.
CGUGCGAAAGAGCGCCGCGCCGCGCCCCGUUUCGCCAAGCAGCCCAGCGGAUACUAGGCCUGCUUUCCCGUCGCAGGUCUCUCCACCACAUGCGACCCGGCGACUCCUCUCUCUUCGCCUUGCUUACUGACUGCGUUGAUCAUCUCAAUACGUCGGUCCACGCUCGCUGACUUGUUCUGCCCUUUCACGCUCGCUGACAUGUUUAACGUGUAAUAUAUCAAAGUCACUCGCUAGAGGGCACAAUUGAGAUCUUGUGCAGCUGGACCGAGACAAGCCUCAGCCUUCCGACGACCAGGCUCAGGAUCUGCCGCGCAAGGCUGCUAGGCACUCGCUCGAGGUUGGACUGUCUGGCGAGACGGUCCAGUUCAAUAUCGAAUCAUUGACAUUGCCCGUCUCUGAAUGUGACAGAUGGACGAUCGCUGUGGGUACGCAGGACUUCCCGACGAUACGGAUCCGAGCCGGCCGCAUGGCAGGACGUCCUCGGCCGGCGAGCUGCAACCAGCAGCGUACGGUUAUCACGAAGGAAUGCAGAUACCAUUGACGUGUGACAUCAAACCGCGAUUGACGAAGGAGCAACAUGACGUGCUGGAGAAGCAUUAUCAACAGCAGUCGAAGCCGAGCACGACCACGAAGCGAGGUUUUGCGGAGAAACUAGGUGUGUCAUUGGAGAAGAUCAAUAAUUGGUUCCAGAACCGAAGAGCCAAGACCAAGCAGGACCAAAAGAAGGCAGCCGAUGCGCAAAAUCUCUUUCUCUCACAACAGCAGAGGCAAAUGACAUUCUCAUCCGACUCAGACACUUCGUCCGGACUCCCAGCGUCAGACUACUUUGCCAUGUCUGAUGGUCUCGGCAUUACCGGAACGCCGUAUGUUGGACAGUACGUCAACGAUUUCGACGAAGUAGCACCCCAUAUCGCUACAGGCCGCCAAUAUGCUCAGCCUCAGACUAUGCAGCAAUAUCCGCAAAACGAGAUGUUCGACAGCCCGCAAGAUCUGAAUAGGAGGACGUUAACACAAGAGUCCUUCGACGCAUUGGCAAACGGUGGCACUUUGCUCAAUGGCUCAGUCGGGUUCAAUGGCCUACCGAACGGGUUUGACAACCAGGGCUACCUGGCACAGUACUUUCCGGAGCUGCAUCACGGAACUGUCAAGCAGCAAGAUGCGCCUGUCACCACCGCUGACAUGGCUAUGUCUAUAUCCAGCCACGACUCGAGCAUACCGUUUUCUCUCUCCGAGCGAUCAAUGUCAAUGUUUCACUCGACCGCCGGCCCAAGCAAUAACAGCAGCACGUCGUUGGCGAGCUCUGACUGGACGGACAGCAGAAGCUCGUCUGUAUCCGGGAACCAAUCAGAGGAUCCGUUUCACCAGAUGACCCCUUCGCAGCACGUUUCCACGACGGUCCCACCAUGGCAGCCCGGACAGUCUAAGCCUGUGGACUUCAACCAGCUGAAACAGGAGUUUGGGGAGCUGGAGAAGGCUAGGACUUCUCCGUCAUCUUACCACGCUCACGAACAGCCACUAGCUUGGCCUGCUGAUGACGCGUAUGCGCGACGAGACUCUCAGACAACAGCGAUGCUUGCGCACUCUAUGAGCAACGUUGGCCUCCACACGCCUCAGCCUUCCCAACACUCGACAUUCAAGACGCCUGCACCGCCUGCGAACAUCGCUGCACGGCGCCAGCGAGCUCGACCGGCACCUCUUGGUCUCAAUGCCAUGCGAAGCGCUUCGUACAGUGCGCUUCCUCAGCCUGUCUCUCCUGGUCAGCUACCACAUAGCAGUCUUACGCCAGGUCAGCCAGGCCUGCGCCGCAUACGCUCGUCAAACGCAUUUAAUGGUGUUGCGCAAGGCCGUGUCCAAAAGCCCUUGGUAGGAUCUGCCCAGCGCUCGCCUCUCGCCUGGACAUUCACGGACGCCAUGAGUUCUCCAAAGGCCAUACGUCACUCAUCCUUACAAAGCACCGGCAGUCUUGCUCCACCAACACCGCUUUCGCCAGGUGAGUUCUCACAUGCUGACCACUCUCGAGCACACCCCGGAUGGCAAGUGUCUCUACCUACGAAGCGCGAACCGAGCAUCAGCGAGAGCGAGUUUGAGCAUGGUGUUCCGUAUAUGCCAUCGGCAUCAAUGCCGCUGCAGAACGUGUCUUCACCGCCUCAUACACCUAUGUUUCACCAGCAUGGUUCUCUUCAGCAUCGCAUCGGCGGAGAUCUAAUGUCUGAGAGCACGCCUCCGCAGUCUGCGCCUGCGAGUCAACAAUAUUUCCCAGCGAACGGGUUCGCCAUUCAGCAGACUCCAUUACAGCAUAUGCGGUCGGCUACCCCCCAAAUGCAAGCAUUUGUGCCGCCGCAGGAGCAAUAUUUCAUGAACGCCAACGCAGCCGAGCAACCAUUCGCUGUGCCUAAUCCUAGCAUGAGUAUGAACCAACCAAGUAUGGCUGUCCCACAUUCCACGGCAUCAGGAAUGCCGGUGCAUUAUCCACACAUACCUGUAAUCAGUCACGCAACCAACGAUAUCCCGAUGGUACCGACAACCCACGUAAUGCAACAUACCUCCCCAGCGCAGUCACACCAGCUUCAAGCGCACCUUCAUCAGCAACCGCCGCUCCUGCCGCAGCACCAUGCUGCACAACCACCUCAAGGACACUCUUUCGAGAACAUGGUGGGAGUCUUUCCAACCGUCGCCCCUGCGCCCGUGGUGCAAGUUACGGCACAGGUACCAAAGCAAUCGCAGCCGCAACAGCAACCCAGCGAGCUCUUCGUACACGAGUAUAGCCCGCCAGCGGAGCUAAAGCGCGCCGCAAUCCCACGAAAACUGGUGGAGGCGGCGCAGCAGCACAAGAACUACAUCUUCUCGAAUCAGACCGCGACCAGUUUUGAGGAGAAGGCCAGAAGUCGUGCCAAAGCUGCUGCCGGUGCCGAUAACACUGCCAGCACCAGCACGGGUUCGAGCAGUCCCUGCGAGUAGCGCUGGUGCCAUGGCCGCGAUGGUGAGAAGCGGUCAGUCCGGCGGCACACAGUGCAGGCGUCGGAUACCGCGGCGGUUUGGCACGUCGCUUCUUCUUUAACCUCUUGAGUGAGAUCAACAAUGGUCACCUGAUGCCCUUCGGAUGACGUGCAUCUAAUGCAUUGUAGAGUCGGAUGAGCAACGAUUAUACUGAGAAGCGGGGGGUGGGAUCUAAUGCGGGAUGAAGGGGGAAUAACGAUCAUGAUCUAUACCACUAUUGUAAUAUAUGGCUUUAUUUGUUGGGUAGCCUGAGCCCAGCGCACGCGGUCAUCAAGCUGCGCGUGCCAGCGAGAAAAGCUGGUUCGACUCGUGUCAAUAAUGAUGACCAUUCUCGACUCCAGUUCGGUUGUAUCCCCUCCCAAAGUAAGCCUACGCUAGCGACGGCUAGACCCGCGACAGUGACCAACCUCC